AGCGGGGUCUGCACACUCACAUUCUCUUCCUCCAUCGCAAGCUCCAGCUCAGACUUCCUCCACAGGGUUCUUCGUACCCGCCUUGCCCUGAUAUAACCAACCGAAUCUCCGCCGCGCUUAUGCGUGCUGUUUCAAUCUUCACUUCCCAGGACUACAUCUCUGACCACCUGUGGAAAGCUUCCAUUAACUAAGAGCCGUUCCCACGAACCCGCUACUACUUCCACCACCUACUACAACCUCUUCUCAAGAUGAUGUCGCAAUUCUUCAAGCCCACCGCGGUCAGGUCCGCUGGUGUCCUGGGACAAGUGACAAAGAAUCGAGCACAAGCCCGAUUGAUGGCCACUGUGCAGAGCAACACGCCCCGACAGAUGGCCACCCCUCAGCGAAUCGCCACGCCCAUUUCUACUGAGAGGGCUACCUUCACCAUCAAGAAUGGACCAAUCUUUUCCGGAAAGUCGUUCGGUGCCAAGGUCAACAUGUCUGGUGAGGCUGUCUUCACCACCUCGCUCGUCGGAUACCCCGAGUCGAUGACCGACCCCUCCUACCGUGGCCAGAUCCUCGUCUUCACUCAGCCCUUGAUUGGCAACUACGGUGUGCCCUCUUUGGCCCGCGAUGAGCACGGUUUGCUCCGCCACUUCGAGUCUCCCCACAUCCAGGCGUCCGGAAUCGUCGUUCAGGACUAUGCUAUCAAGCACAGCCAUUGGACUGCUGUUGAGAGUCUGGCUCAAUGGUGCGCUCGCGAGGGGAUCCCGGCCAUCUCCGGCGUAGACACCCGUGAGGUCGUCACAUACCUUCGUGAGCAGGGUUCUUCGUUGGCCCGCAUCACCAUUGGAGAAGAGUACGAUGCCGAUGAGGAUGAGGCCUUCGUUGACCCUGAGGCCAUCAACCUUGUCCGCCGUGUUAGCACCAAGGCUCCGUUCCACGUGAGCUCCUCGCUCGGCGACAUGCACGUCGCGUUGAUCGACUGCGGUGUGAAGGAGAACAUCCUACGCAGCCUCGUCUCUCGCGGAGCCAGCGUUACUGCGUUCCCCUUCGAUUACCCGAUCCACAAGGUCGCCCACCACUUCGACGGUGUCUUCAUCUCCAACGGACCCGGCGACCCAACCCACUGCACUUCCACUGUGUACAACCUACGCAAGCUCUUCGAGAGCUCCCAGCUGCCCAUCAUGGGCAUCUGCAUGGGUCACCAGCUCCUCGCCCUCGCGGCCGGCGCCAAGACCAUCAAGCUCAAGUACGGCAACCGCGCGCACAACAUCCCCGCCCUGGACCUGACCACCGGAAGGUGCCACAUUACCUCCCAGAACCACGGCUAUGCCAUCGACCCCACGACGCUUCCCGCCGGCUGGAGGGAGUACUUCACCAACCUGAACGACCAGUCUAACGAGGGCCUCAUCCACAACACUCGCCCCAUCUUCAGCGCGCAGUUCCAUCCCGAGGCUAAGGGCGGCCCGCUCGACUCGGGCUACCUCUUCGACAAGUACAUCGAGAGCGUCAAGAAGUACAAGGAGCAGCAGGCCAUGUUCACAAGCAAGGACAACAAGCCUAGCCCGCUGCUGGUGGACUUGCUCAGCAAGGAGCGUGUCGGCGUACACCCGGCGCACCCGGAUGACUCUGAGGGCGGCCACACGGUUGGAAAGCUGCAGGAGGUUGUCAUGGACACCAAAGGCACGCCGGCGCCGCAGCCCAUCGCAGCUGCUGCGUAAACUGGCUGGCUGUUGUCUUGUGUGAUUCGUUAGCGAUUGGUUUUGGUCAUUUGGGGAGUUUGUCUGUGCUCAAGGGUCUUGGUUUGCUUUCCUCAGUCUUGUUUGCCAUGUAUAUACUAGUUGUGCGUCCGGAAAUCCAACAACAAUGAUAUCGAAAAAC
Messenger RNA from Paraphaeosphaeria sporulosa, 1863 nucleotides. RefSeq names its product carbamoyl-phosphate synthase-like protein arginine-specific small chain. Bases 249 to 1703 code for a protein of 484 amino acids. Gene Ontology annotation, biological process: L-glutamine metabolic process; L-arginine biosynthetic process; 'de novo' pyrimidine nucleobase biosynthetic process. The transcript is spliced from 4 exons. The record is from RefSeq and is a predicted model, not a curated record. Gene Ontology annotation, cellular component: cytoplasm; carbamoyl-phosphate synthase complex. Gene Ontology annotation, molecular function: carbamoyl-phosphate synthase (glutamine-hydrolyzing) activity. NCBI's taxonomy places the organism in Eukaryota, Fungi, Ascomycota, Dothideomycetes, Pleosporales, Didymosphaeriaceae.